Messenger RNA from Mobula hypostoma (lesser devil ray), 3603 nucleotides. RefSeq names its product potassium channel tetramerization domain containing 4 (gene kctd4). Bases 1427 to 2200 code for a protein of 257 amino acids. The record is from RefSeq and is a predicted model, not a curated record. Lineage: Eukaryota; Metazoa; Chordata; Chondrichthyes; Myliobatiformes; Myliobatidae. The transcript is spliced from 3 exons. Gene Ontology annotation, biological process: protein homooligomerization. Gene Ontology annotation, molecular function: protein binding.
AGGGAAAAUUUGGAAGGGCUGAAAGUGGUGAAAAGAAGUUGGGAGAGAGGUGGGUGGAGAGAAGGUGGAGGGUGUGAAAGUAGUGAAGAGAAGGCUGGGUGAGAGACCAUGGUAGGGAGAAAGCGGGGUGAGAGAAGGUGGGGUGGGCUGAAGGUAGGGUGGGGGUCAGAGAAAGUGGAUUGUUGUUCACACCAGCCAGGUUUGCACUGACCACUGCCGGUGACAAAGUAGAGUUGAAUUGUGUCCAAAGCUGGGAAAUUGAUUGAACCUGUUGCUUAAAGGCCAUUCGAUGCAACAACUGUGAACGAUCUCUGUCAUUACUAGAUUCAGCCGUACUUCACAAGCUACAAUGAUAGUGAUCAUUAUAGCCAAGAGUCCUGUUAGCAUCUAAUCUGCUGAAUCAUGUGGUUACAGUUUUAACACUUAAUAGCGAAAUGGAAAGAAUUACAAGCAGAUCUCUUUGCUAACACCAGUCUCAUACUCUUUCUGUUUUUGCACGAGUGCAAUAUGGUGAAUUUAAUGUCUGCUAGACACAUACCAAUGUAGGUGUUCAGUAGCUUGGAUUGAAGAUUGUAUUUUGCAGUUACCCAACUCCGAGAUACUCUGAGUCACACUGCCACACUUCUGCAAUAAUCAGCAGCUCCUCAGCGUUCAUUUCCUCUCCUUCAGUGUACAGCCGUGCCUUGGCAAGUCAUAGUCACUUCAACUACAAACCUUUAUCAGCUGUUAAAGAAAUGACCUCUGCUUCCAAAAGCUCCUGUAGGCCUCUGCACAGCCCAAAAAGAUACAACACGGAACAGGCUCUUCCAGCCCAACGAGCCGCACCACCCAGCAACCCAUCUUUUUAACCCUAGCCUAAUCACAGGACAAUUUACAAUGACCAAUUAACCUACUAACCUGUACAGCCUUGGACUGUGGGAGGAAACCAGAGCACCCGGAGGAAACCCACACACAAACAGGAAGAACGUACAAACUGAGGACACCAGAAUUCAACUCUUAAGCCCCGAGCUGUAAUUAACUAACUACUACACUACUGUGGUGCCCCACUAAUGUUCUAUGUUGCAUCUAUUUCAAUGCAAGGAGUAUUGUAGGUAAGGCAGAUGCGCAUAGAGCUUGGAUCAGCACUUGGAAUUACGUUGUAGUAGUCAUUAGUGAGACUUGGUUGCAGGAGAGCCAAAUCAGGUUAGAAGAUCAGCAAAACAUUGUGGGCUGGAGGUCUGAAUUCUGCUGUUCUGUUCUAUGUUAAUCAUAUUACUGCACAUUUACUGAAUACAAUGAUAAAAUACCACCUAUUGCGAAAUGCUGCUGACAUCUAAAGAAAUCCCAUCGAUAUAUCCAUUUCAUUAUUCCUUCUGUAUGCAUACAGGUGAAUUUCCUUACAAACAACAUACGUGAUACAACCCGAGUUAACAUCAAGGGUUCUGCAAUGGAAGGGAAGGGUAAUAAGAAAGAAACUCACUUUGAAGGAAAAUACAACUAUGCAGAAAACUACUUACAAAAGGGCAAGAAUUGCAAAGCGUCUGUGAUCACAGUUAAUGUUGGUGGGUACCUCUACACAACGCAGAGACAUACAUUAACUAAGCAUGUUGAUUCCUUGCUGGAAGCUUUGAUAAAUGGCAAAACUCAGAGCAGUGCUGACGGCAAUGGGAACUACUUCAUUGACCGUGAUGGCUCACUGUUCAGGCACAUCCUUAAUUUCCUACGAAACGGCGAGCUUCUCUUACCAGAAGGAUUUCAAGAGAUUCAACUUUUAGCACAGGAGGCAGAAUUCUAUCAGAUAAAGCCUCUAAUAGAGGCUCUGAAAACCAAGUUAGCUCAUGUGCAACAGGCACCAGAGGUCACAUUCCUGGAAAUAAUCGACAGCCACGAUCGCUCUCAUGGCCUCAAAAUCUACUGCAAUUCUGCAGAUUUCAUUGCAAGGAUCAAGUCACGCAUAAUUCAAGUAUCAAAAAGCCGUCUAGAUGGAUUUCCUGAAGAAUUUGUGGUCUCAUCACAUGUCAUCCAGUUUAAGUUCUUCAUCAAAUCUGAAAGUGGGGCACGUCUGGUUCUCAAGGAAGACAACACAUUUGUUUGCACGCUGGAGACCCUCAAGUUUGAGGCCAUCAUGAUGGCUUUAAAGAAUGACUUCAAGUUGCUGACCAGUUUGGAUAGCUCUAAGGGGUCAAUUGUUCAAAGCGACGCACUUCAUUUUCUAAAGUAAAUCCAGUUUCAGACGAAAUACAUAUCAUAAACAGAGGUAAUAUUACACUUCUGUAAAUGCUAUGUCACAGUAUUUAGACUAUAGAACUGACCGCUCAGUCAAUAUGUUACCUUCAUGAUACAGGAUGUUAAGCUCCAUUAAACCGUAAAGUACAAUCUCAGUCCACUGAUUACAUUACUAUCCAAUUUUUACAUCAUCACUUUCACGUGUCAUCUACUUAGAUGAUUAGGAAGCCACCAUUAAUUAUCUAGAGUGAAAUACUGCUAUUAUUUUCUGAGUGAGAAAGAAACCAUUAAUGUUUCCCAUAGUUUCACAAUCUUUAAAAAUCUUCAUAACCUCUGAAAAUGAAAUUCUUAGGGAAAAAAUUCUAUUUUAUUACACUUUCAUUUUGAAAAGGCAAUGCAAGCUCUUACCUUAAUUACUGAGUUUUAAAAUUAUUUCAGCUUUCUUACAAAAGUUUUAAAUUUAGUGUUUAGAAAAUUACCUCUAGAGAUGACAUGAUUUCACUGGAAUACUCCAGGGAAAAGCAGACACAAUUACAGAACUGUAAAUUUUACAUCAAAAUAAUUCAGGAUAAAAUUAAUUUAGUGCAUAAGGCUGCUCUCAUUUAAUCACCAGGAUUCAGUAAUCAUUUUUACAUUCAAGCUUCUCAUUGCAUUAUAAAGUUAUUCAGUCAUAAAUGGUUCAUUUGUUCUCUAUGCAGAAGCUUAGGAAGAAUAAUGGCAUCAUUUCAGCACAGUCACGGUUUUCUUCAAAUUAGCUGCCUCAGAUUGAAGAUACUCAUCUCCUUGAAUCAAAAUCACUGCCAAAUCAGCUACUCUUACCCUGCAACAAAUCUUUUUCCGAAUUAAAUAUCUAUGGUGUUUUAGAACCUGAAGUCACAGAGAGAGCAAUGAAGAAUUAUCCCCAGUGAGCUUCCAAUAUCUGCAAUGCCUCCGUGGGGAAGCAGCUACACAGCCUAUCAUUCAUCAGAGACGAUAAAUAUAUAACAAGCCACUCUUUGAUAUUUUUAACAGCUUCACUAACGACCACCACUGUUUCCAGCAUUGUAUUGUAAUUAAGACUAUAACAGAACAAAAUGAAAAGCAUAGAUGGAAAUUACAUUAGAAAUAAAAUUGACAUUUUUACAUCCAAAGUACCUCUUGUAACUUCCUAGUAUGAUAAUAUAAUGAAUUAUAAUCUACAAUUGUGAAUAUAUAACAGUAAUUGCAAAUAUCAAACAAUAUUGUUAAAUACAAAUAAAAUAAGUAUUUAAGGAAUGACAUUAUGCAUGGAAUGUGUUUCACAUAUAUCAGGUUAUGAAUAAAAACUAACCAUUGAGAAAACUAUUUUGUUUGAACACUGUAUGUUGAAGUUGUAGAAGACUUUGCUGAGGCCUAAUUUGGAGUGUUGUGUGCAGUUUG